AAGAAGCGGAUAGGAAGGGUAGGAAGGGUCGGGGUGCCAGAGAAAGAGAGGGAGAGAGAAUCCUUUCUAUUUACUUUUUUGUUUCCUUGAAUUCUGUCUCUCUCUGUCUCUCUCUGUCUCUCUCUCUCUCCAGUUCGCGACGGCCUCCCUCCCCUUCCCCUUUUCCACUUCCACCCAAUUCUAUUCAUUCCAUUUCAAUUCGCCGGUUGCGAUCGGAGCAAACGCACAGAUUCCUUGAGUUCCUCAACCUACGCUUCGGCUUUCAACUACAUUCGAUUUGGGAUCAUCCUGUUCUCUUUCGAAAAUUGAAUAGCUGAAGGUUGUGGUUUCUAUCGGAGGUUAUCAUCCUGCAAUACAAUACAAUACAAUACAAUACAAUACGAUACAAUAUAAGAGGAAACGGUGAAAGUAAGUACCAACACAACACACCGAGGAUGGACGAGUCAAUUCCAACAAGAUAUUGGUGUCACAUGUGUUCUCAAAUGGUGAAUCCCAUCGUUGACGUGGAAAUUAAAUGCCCUUUCUGCCGUAGUGGCUUUGUUGAAGAGAUGGGAAACGGUGUGUCCAGCGAAAAUAAUGGUAAUAAUAAUAAUAAUAGUAAUAAUGCGCUUGAAUCCGAUUUUGGAUCGGAGCGAGCUUUGUCCCUCUGGGCCCCGAUACUGCUGGGUAUGAUGGGAAAUCCCCGUGGGCGUCGUAGAUUCAGGCAUCUAGAGUUUGACGAAGAUGAUGAUGAUAAUAAUGAUCAGGAGCAUGGGGAUGGGGAGGGGAACCGUGUGAGUAGUGAGCCGACUGAGCUUGAUUCGGUCAUUAGGAGGAGGAGGAGAAGUUCGGCUACCAUUCUACAGUUGCUCCAAGGUAUCAGAGCUGGAAUGGCAACUGGUGAAUCAGAGAAUAGUUACGAGGGAGAGAGGAGCAGAGAAAGAGAAAGAGAAAGAGAAAGAGAACGAGAACGAGAAAGAGAGCGGGUUAUCCUUAUAAAUCCUUUCAACCAGACCAUUGUAGUUCAAGGAGGUGAGAGUCAAAAUCAUAACGCUAUAGGGUCGCUGGGUGAUUAUUUCGUAGGACCUGGUUUGGAUUUGUUAUUGCAACAUCUAGCCGAGAAUGAUCCCAACAGAUAUGGCACUCCACCAGCCCAGAAGGAGGCAGUUGAUGCGCUGCCCACGGUGAGAGUUGAAUGCGGGGAUAAUCGUCUGCAAUGUUCGGUGUGUUUGGAUGAGUUUGAGAUGGAUGAAGAAGCCAAGGAGAUGCCUUGUAAGCAUAAGUUUCAUUCAGGGUGUAUUCUGCCGUGGCUGGAGCUGCAUAGUUCCUGCCCAGUUUGUAGGCAUCAAUUGCCUGCGGAUGAGUCCAAGCGUGAUGCGGAUGGUGGGUCGGCUAGGUUUAUGGGUAGUGGCAGUGGGGAAAUUGAUGGGAGAAACGCAUCUGGGACUGGGAGAAGGUUUUCGUUUCCAUGGCCAUUCAAUGGCUUGUUUUCUUCGCAAGGAAACUCCUCGGGAGGAAGUGAAAGUGAGUCUCAAAGGGAUCACACAUCCAUUUGAAUAUCUGUGUUUGAUAUGCUCUGCUUCGCUUCUGCCCUGCUUGCUUAUGUAUGUGUAUGUAUGUAUGUAUGUAUGUUAUACUUAUACUGUACUAUGCAGAUGUUUUGCCUCCUACUACCCUUAGAACAAUCUGUCUUCUUCUU
Cucurbita pepo subsp. pepo (vegetable marrow) is the source of this 1678-nucleotide messenger RNA. Its product is annotated as E3 ubiquitin-protein ligase SIRP1. Gene Ontology annotation, biological process: protein ubiquitination. Gene Ontology annotation, cellular component: cytoplasm. Gene Ontology annotation, molecular function: ubiquitin protein ligase activity. The record is from RefSeq and is a predicted model, not a curated record. Lineage: Eukaryota; Viridiplantae; Streptophyta; Magnoliopsida; Cucurbitales; Cucurbitaceae.